GUGGCUACACGCACUAGGGGAACCAAGCAUAUGAAGAGAGAAAUGAGAGGCUUGUACUAUUUUGUUCUUUGGAUAUUUCCAAUUUUUCCCUCCACAAUACAGAAUGAAACAUGUGUGCCUUGUUUUAUGGUUCCACAAAUAUGUACGGAGCAAGCUAAUAUUCCAUCGUGUAUUGAAGAAGGAAUGAGAAAUUGCUCAUCUAAAGUCCCUAGGAUGGGAGUUCCAAAUUAUUUCUCUAGACCAAUUUCCUCAGAGGAAAUAGUUGAUACAGAAAGAGGAUAUAAAAUCCACGUCUCUGAAGAAGCAUUACAGAGGAGCAGCAAUAGACGGGGGGGAAACCAUAAGGAAGUGGAUUUGAUUGUGUCUAUUCUCAACGAGACUUUCUUCAGGGUCAGCAGCAGUUUAGACACCAAGAAGGGAAAUGACUCACAUGAGUCAGGCCCAAUAUUGCAUGAGCAAAGUGUGUUGGGAGUUUGGCUUGGUGUGAAAGAAAUUCGCAACCUUUCUCAGCCUGUUCAACUCAGAUUCAUAAACACCAAUCAGAGUGAAAAUGGAAUCUGUGUCUACUGGCAUCUUGAUAAAAAUGGCAAAGGUAACUGGCGUACUGAUGGCUGUAAUACUACCAUCGACAGUGGAGACUUUGUGUGCAGUUGUAAUCAUCUGAGCUUUUUUGCAGUGCUCAUUAAUCCUGAAAUUCCUGAAGAGUCCCAUAUUGUCCUUCUCAACUACAUUUCAUACAUUGGCUCUGCCCUUUCAAUAGCAUUUACAGCCCUUAUGAUUGUUAUGUUUCUGUGCUUGAGGAAGAAGCAAUGUGAGCAUUCAGUCAUCAUUCACAUGCAGCUCUCAGGCUCCCUUUUCUUGUUGCACACCUCGUUCUUGUGCAGCGUGUGGUUUUCAGGCCAGAGAGACAUUGAUUCAGUGUGUCAGGCUCUAGGACUUCUUCUACACUGGUGCCUUUUAGCCACCUUCACUUGGACAGCCAUUGAGGGCUUCCACCUGUACCUGCUGCUGGUGCGGGUCUUCAACAUCUACAUCAAGAGAUACUUGCUUAAAUUAAGUCUUGUGGGAUGGGGUGUACCCACUAUUACAGUGAUGAUAUGCGGUGUGACUAAAGUGUAUGGCAAAUAUACAUUUUACACAGAUAAAGAAGGCUCAACUGUUACACCUCUAUGCUGGAUAAGCACACAGAUAGUGAGCUACAUUACUGUGAAUGGUUAUCUCGGGCUGGUGAUGCUCUUUAACAUGGUUAUGCUGGGGGUGAUGCUGGUUAAGAUGCGCAAAUUAAGAUCACGACCUCUUCAGAUUAAAGACCAUCGGAGGAGGGCAUGGAAAGAAUGGGUGUCUCUACUCGGGCUCAGCUGUUCUCUGGGAGUGCCCUGGGUCCUGGCUUUCUCCACCCAUGGCCCCUUGAGUCUCUCUUCACUCUAUGUUUUCAACAUUCUCAACAGUUUUCAGAGUGUCUUUAUUUUCGUGUGGUAUUUGACUCUCACAUGUCAAGCACGGAAAGAGGAACACAGCUCAUCAAAAGGCACCAUUCAGGUCAGCUUCAACAGUAAUGGAUAUGUGAAUGCAAGAUAACCAACAGCUGUUCGUCACAUCACCCAGUGGAGCUUGAAGGUGGACCCUCUACUCUACAUCAAAAAUUCACUCUAGUUCUUUUUAUUAUUAUUUUACACAUUUGGGGUCUGCAGAGCCCGGGGGACCACAAGGGGGCGCUAAAGGGAAUCUGGAUAUAGUAUAUUUAUUUCUAAAUGUGUUGAUCUAUCACUUGCAAUU
Messenger RNA from Sinocyclocheilus grahami, 1776 nucleotides. RefSeq names its product adhesion G protein-coupled receptor G3-like. The coding region runs from base 31 to 1578 and encodes 515 amino acids. Gene Ontology annotation, biological process: adenylate cyclase-activating G protein-coupled receptor signaling pathway; cell surface receptor signaling pathway. Gene Ontology annotation, molecular function: G protein-coupled receptor activity. The transcript has 12 exons. NCBI's taxonomy places the organism in Eukaryota, Metazoa, Chordata, Actinopteri, Cypriniformes, Cyprinidae. The record is from RefSeq and is a predicted model, not a curated record. Gene Ontology annotation, cellular component: plasma membrane.